CUACUUGCGCAGAACCUCUCCACGGCGGCAGCCAUCUUUGUAGAUAAGUGAAGACGGUCAGCGGUAGAAGGCACCGGUCAUCAACGGUUAGGGCGAUAUUUGGCAACACAAAACACAUCUCAGCACCUGGUGCACACCCAGACACCGAGCAUCUGCUGAAGCGCAAUGACGCAGCUGCUUCCCAUCCGAUUUCAGGAGCAUCUACAGCUCCAAAAUGUUGGCAUCAACGCCGCCAACAUUGGUUUCAGCACCCUCACCAUGGAGUCUGACAAGUACAUCUGUGUACGGGAGAAGGUGGGGGAAACGGCACAAGUUGUCAUCAUCGACAUGAAUGACACGGCCAACCCCAUCCGGAGACCCAUCUCGGCUGACUCCGCCAUCAUGAACCCCACAAGCAAAGUUAUUGCACUGAAAGCUGGCAAGACCCUUCAGAUCUUCAACAUUGAGAUGAAGAGCAAAAUGAAGGCCCACACAAUGACAGAUGAAGUGACUUUCUGGAAGUGGAUCAGUGUUAACACCAUCGGUCUCGUCACAGACAAUGCCAUCUACCACUGGAGCAUGGAAGGGGACUCUCAGCCACAGAAGAUGUUUGACCGCCACAGUAACUUGGCAGGCUGCCAGAUCAUCAACUACAGAACGGAUCCUAAACAACAGUGGCUGUUAGUCGUGGGCAUUUCAGCUCAGGUCAGUCCAAAUGAGCAAAACCGUGUCGUUGGAGCCAUGCAGCUGUACUCUGUGGAGCGUAAAGUCAGUCAGCCCAUCGAGGGACAUGCCGCAGCGUUUGUGCAAUUCAAGAUGGAAGGAAACCCUCAGCCAUCAACACUCUUCAUCUUCAGCGUCAGGGGACCCCAAGGAGGAAAGUUGCAUGUGAUUGAAGUUGGUCAACCACCUCAAGGAAACCAGCCAUUCCCCAAGAAGGCAGUUGAUGUCUUCUUCCCAGUCGAGGCUCAGAAUGAUUUCCCAGUUGCUAUGCAGACAAGCCAGAAGCAUGGCAUGGCUUUCCUCAUCACCAAGUAUGGCUAUAUCCACAUGUAUGAUAUCGAGACUGGAACCUGCAUCUACAUGAACCGCAUCAGCAGUGACACCAUCUUCGUCACCGCACCACAUGAGGCCACCAGCGGCAUCAUUGGAGUCAACAGGAAAGGACAGGUGCUGUCGGUCAGUGUGGAGGAGGACAACAUCGUGCAGUACAUCAACACCACCCUGCAGAACCCAGACCUGGCUCUCAAGGUGUCAUCGCGCAGCAACCUGCCCGGAGCCGAGGACUUGUUUGUCAGGAAAUUCAACAACCUCUUUCAGAAUGCACAGUACUCAGAAGCUGCUAAAGUUGCUGCUAGUGCACCCAAGGGCAUCCUGCGAACACCCCAGACAAUCCAGCGUUUCCAGCAGGUUCCCUCUCAGCCUGGCGCCACCUCCCCUCUCCUGCAGUACUUCGGUAUCCUGCUGGACAAGGGGCAGCUCAACAAGUACGAGUCUCUGGAACUGUGUAGACCUGUGCUGCAGCAGGGACGCAAACAACUCCUGGAGAAAUGGCUCAAAGAGGAGAAGCUUGAGAGCAGCGAGGAGCUUGGUGAUCUGGUGAAGCAGGCUGACCCAACACUUGCCCUGUCUGUCUACCUGAGAGCCAAUGUUCCAAACAAGGUGAUACAAUGUUUUGCGGAGACCGGUCAGUUCCAGAAGAUCAUCUUGUACUCGAAGAAGGUGAACUUCACACCCGACUACAUCUUCCUCCUGCGUAACAUCAUGCGCAUCAACCCCGAGCAGGGCCUGCAGUUUGCACAGAUGAUGGUGCAGGAUGACGAACCCCUUGCUGACCUCAAUCAAAUCGUGGAUGUAUUCAUGGAGUUCAACCUGAUCCAGCAAUGUACAUCCUUCCUGCUUGACGCCCUCAAGAACAACCGGCCAUCGGAAGGUCCCCUACAGACCAGGCUGCUGGAGAUGAACCUAAUGUCUGCACCACAGGUUGCUGAUGCCAUCCUAGGUAACCAGAUGUUCACACACUACGACAAAGCACACAUCGCCCAGCUCUGUGAGAAAGCAGGUCUCCUGCAGCGGGCCCUGGAGCACUACACAGACUUGUAUGACAUCAAGAGAGCUGUUGUACACACCCAUCUUCUCAACCCUGAGUGGCUGGUGAACUACUUCGGCUCACUGUCUGUGGAGGAUUCGCUUGAGUGUAUCAAGGCCAUGCUGACAGCCAACAUCCGGCAGAACCUGCAGGUCUGUGUCCAGAUCGCAUCCAAGUAUCAUGAGCAGCUUAGCACACAAAGUCUUAUUGAAGUCUUCGAGUCUUACAAAAGUUUCGAAGGACUUUUCUACUUCCUGGGAUCCAUCGUGAACUUCAGCCAGGAUGCUGAUGUUCACUUUAAAUACAUCCAGGCUGCCUGCAAGACCGGGCAAAUCAAAGAAGUGGAGAGAAUUUGUAGGGAGAGCAACUGCUAUGACCCUGAGCGGGUCAAAAACUUCCUUAAGGAGGCCAAGCUGACUGAUCAACUGCCACUGAUCAUUGUGUGUGACAGGUUCGACUUUGUACAUGACCUGGUUCUCUACCUGUACAGAAACAGCUUACAGAAGUAUAUUGAAAUCUAUGUACAGAAGGUGAACCCAGCUCGACUCCCUGUCGUGGUGGGAGGUCUGCUGGACGUAGACUGUGGCGAGGAUGUCAUCAAACAACUUAUCAUGGUGGUCAAGGGGCAGUUCUCCACUGAUGAGCUUGUGGCUGAGGUGGAAAACAGAAACAGAUUGAAGUUGCUGCUGCCAUGGCUAGAAACAAGAGUACACGAGGGAGUGAACGAGCCUGCAACACAUAAUGCUCUAGCUAAAAUCUACAUUGAUAGCAAUAAUAACCCAGAGAGGUUCCUCAGAGAGAACCAGUUCUAUGACAGUGUUGUCGUAGGAAAGUACUGUGAGAAGAGAGAUCCUCACUUGGCCUGUGUUGCAUACGAGAGGGGACAGUGUGAUCAGGAACUCAUCAAGGUGUGCAACGAGAACUCGCUGUUCAAGAGUGAGGCAAGAUACCUUGUUAGGAGAAAGGAUGUUGAGUUGUGGGCUGAGGUACUACAGGAGACCAAUGAGUACCGGCGCCAACUCAUUGACCAGGUGGUGCAGACUGCACUGUCUGAGACACAGGACCCAGAGGAGAUCUCCAUCACUGUCAAGGCCUUCAUGACCGCUGACCUGCCCAAUGAACUCAUUGAACUACUGGAGAAGAUCGUGCUGGAGAGCUCAGUGUUCAGUGACCACAGGAACCUACAAAAUUUGCUGAUUCUGACCGCAAUCAAAGCUGACCGUACUCGUGUGAUGGAGUACAUCAACCGUCUUGAUAACUAUGAUGCACCAGACAUUGCCAAUAUCGCCAUAAGUAAUGAGUUAUAUGAAGAAGCUUUCGCCAUUUUCAAAAAGUUUGAAGUCAACACAUCAGCCAUCUCUGUCUUGAUAGACAAUGUGAACAACCUUGACCGGGCAUAUGAAUUUGCUGAGCGAUGUAACGACCCUGCUGUGUGGACCCAACUGGGUCGCGCCCAGCUGAACAAAGGCAUGGUGAAGGAAGCAAUUGACUCCUUCAUCAAGGCUGAUGACCCCUCACAAUACAUGGAGGUGGUACAAGUGGCCAGUCAGAGCAACAACUGGGAGGACCUGGUUAAAUUCCUUCAAAUGGCCCGCAAGAAGGCCAGAGAAACAUACGUAGAAACAGAGCUAGUAUAUGCUUUCGCCAAGACCAACAGGUUUGCAGACAUGGAAGAGUUCAUCUCUGGACCCAACCAUGCUAAUGUCACUCAGGUUGCAGACCGAUGCUUUGAUGACAAGAUGUACGAAGCUGCUAAAUUAUUAUACAACAAUGUGUCCAACUAUGCCCGACUGGCCAUCACUCUCGUCCACUUGGGAGAAUACCAAGGAGCUGUUGACGGGGCUAGGAAAGCCAACAGCACGAAAACAUGGAAGGAGGUGUGCUUUGCUUGUGUAGACAAUGAGGAGUUUAGGUUAGCUCAGAUGUGUGGACUGCACAUAGUUGUACAUGCAGAUGAAUUAGAAGAACUUAUCAACUAUUACCAAGACAGAGGAUACUUUGAAGAACUUAUUUCCCUCUUAGAGGCAGCUUUAGGUUUGGAGAGAGCACACAUGGGUAUGUUCACAGAGUUAGCAAUAUUGUAUUCCAAGUAUAAGCCUGAGAAGAUGAGAGAACAUCUAGAGCUCUUCUGGUCCAGGGUCAACAUUCCAAAGGUUUUGCGAGCAGCUGAGCAGGCUCAUUUGUGGUCCGAGUUGGUGUUCCUGUAUGACAAGUAUGAAGAGUUUGACAAUGCAAUCCUAACAAUGAUGGCCCAUCCUACAGAAGCCUGGAGAGAAAGUCAGUUCAAGGAUAUUGUCACCAAAGUUGCAAACAUAGAGCUGUAUUACAAAGCUAUUCAGUUCUACCUGGACUAUAAACCAAUGUUGCUUAAUGACCUGCUCCUGGUUCUAACACCCAGACUUGACCACACACGGUCAGUCAACUUCUUCGCCAAGGCUAACCAGAUCCCGCUCGUCAAGCCUUACCUGCGGUCUGUUCAGAAAAAUAACAACAAGGCCAUUAACGAGGCACUCAACAACCUGUUUAUUGAGGAGGAGGACUACCAGGGACUUCGGGCAUCUAUUGAUGCGUAUGAAAACUUUGACAACAUCUCGCUGGCCCAGCGUCUAGAGAAGCAUGAGUUGAUUGAAUUCAGGAGAAUAGCAGCCUAUUUGUACAAAGGCAACAACAGGUGGAAGCAGUCUGUUGAUCUUUGCAAAAAGGAUAAACUGUUCAAGGAUGCUAUGAUGUAUGCAGGAGAGUCAAGACAAGUGGAUAUCGCAGAGGACCUGAUCGCCUGGUUUCUGGAGAGUCAAAACAACGAGUGCUUUGCUGCAUGUCUGUUCCAGUGCUAUGACCUUCUGCGGCCUGAUGUUAUCCUGGAGCUUGCAUGGCGACACAACAUCAUGGACUUCGCCAUGCCAUACAUGAUCCAGGUCAUGAGAGAAUACAUUGGCAAGGUGGACAAGUUGGAGCAGUCAGAGGCUGUGAGGAGUGAGGAGGAACAGAAGGCUGAAGAGAGGCCCAUUGUGUUCUCUGAACCUCAGUUGAUGUUGACAGCCGGCCCUGGAGUUGUCCCCCCUGGUGUUGUUCCUCCCCAGCCUGGCUACGGUGGCGCAUACGGUGCAGGACCAAUGCCAACAGGAAUGCCGUUCGGCUACAGCAUGUAGACAGCCAGUCAGUCAGCCCUCAUCACUGCCUGUCUGACAGUCUGGCCUAGUCCCUGGACCACACCAUUCACUCAUGAGUCGAGCAGUGUAAUAUACGCUCCCACCUGCCUGCACUUGUGUCAUUUGGCUGUAUCGCCACCCAUCCUUGCGACAGGGAGGCAUCAGCGUUAGAAUCAUGUGAUUACUGGCUUGCUAGCAUAAGUCAUAAGCUGAAUCAGAACUCAACUGGUGUAAUGAUAUGAAAUUUUAAUCCCUUGUAUACAUAACAUAUUCACAUUCCUUUAUGAAAUACAGAUGUUUGCAAAUUUUCCUUUUUUUUUUACUAUUUGUUUGGAGCCUUGGCUCUCCAUGUGAGCUGCCUAAAGAUACUCUUUCCUGACCUGAUUCACUCUCUUGGAAACCAUUAGUAUUUAUUGUUACAUCGUGAUGAUGGUCAUAGUUGUUUCCGAUUUCAUUCAAGCAUAUUUCCACACGUCAGGGUUCUAGACAAAUACUGGGUAGUAUUGAAGUUAGAUGUUAAUCUAUUCGUGUGUGUUCUUGUUAAUUGGACUGCCUCGUAUUGUAUGGUUGGAACAGUCGAUCACUGAGUGUCUGCCGAGUGCGAGCGAAGUUACCACGUCGAGUAGUGCCAUGAACCAUUUAGCAUAUGGGCAUACGUAUGUACGUCAUAGUCACUCUGUGCAAUUAGAAUACCUGUCUCCUCCUGCCUGUUCAGGGGAAGCAAGCAGCUGUAAAAGUUAGAGGCAAAUGUCUAGCAUUCAGUUUCCAUGGUGUAAAGCGGCUACCGACUGCAUAGUGACACCACUGUAGGUUCCUACCGGAGUCUGUCGUCACGGAGAUCGUAGGCUAUGUAUAUUGUGCAUGUAUCUAUAGAAUUGAAACAUAUGUAAGUAAUCGGCUUUGUUGAGUACUAAACUGUGCAGAGCUUCAAGCGAUGCAAUUUGUGAACUGUGAAUGCAUCGGGCUGUAUUUCUUAAUUACAGGUCCUUUGUUAUGCGUUUGUUUGGUUGGUUAUGUUGUUUCUUUGCAAUGUACAAAAUCUAAAUAAUUCUGAUUUUUAACUAGCCACGUGAUCAAGGUACAUACAGUUAUAUUCAUGUCAUUAUUAUUACAUGUUACCAAUGUGUAUUAUUAUUAAUAUUAUUAUUAAAAAUGGUUUUAUUAUAUUAGGCAAAUCAUGUUGAACCCUACUUUGGAAGGGUAGAGAUGAAAAUAGUGUGACAUUCAUUCUCCUAUAGACCUGCGUCCUGUUAUCAAACAUGAAGCUGAAUUAAUUCAAAAGUCUGACAUCAUCUAGGGGAAACUGCCCUUAGAAAAUGUUGUAGAUGUACCAGAUACACGUCAUCAAUAAAUAAUGUAUAAAUAUA
Haliotis rufescens (red abalone) is the source of this 6584-nucleotide messenger RNA. Its product is annotated as clathrin heavy chain 1. The record is from RefSeq and is a predicted model, not a curated record. Gene Ontology annotation, biological process: intracellular protein transport; receptor-mediated endocytosis. Gene Ontology annotation, cellular component: clathrin-coated endocytic vesicle; cell cortex; clathrin complex. Lineage: Eukaryota; Metazoa; Mollusca; Gastropoda; Lepetellida; Haliotidae. Gene Ontology annotation, molecular function: structural molecule activity; clathrin light chain binding. The coding region runs from base 166 to 5217 and encodes 1683 amino acids. The transcript is spliced from 31 exons.